This is a messenger RNA of Cinara cedri, 753 nucleotides long. Lineage: Eukaryota; Metazoa; Arthropoda; Insecta; Hemiptera; Aphididae. The record is from the annotation of a GenBank genome assembly.
AUGGACAAUGAUAACCUCAUUGGUAUUAAAUCUUUAAAGACGAAAUGUUUGUCACCUUGUUCAAAGAAUGCCCGUAAAAAAAAUUAUUGUAGAAGGCCUGGUUUAAUUUAUAAGAAUUUGAUGAAAAAUCAGAAUACUCUUCGUACCAGUCCUUACUUUGAUACGCCAUCUAGUACCCGAUGGAUUCCACCUAGAUCUCCAUAUUCACUUAUUCAGGAGGAUUUAUUUCAUAACCCUUGGCAAUUGUUAAUUGCUACUAUAUUUUUAACCAAAGUCACAGGUAAAUAACCUAGAAAUAAACAAUGACCAAGGCAAAUAACUUAAUUGAAAUAUUACAAAUAUUUACAGCAAAGCUGGCCAUUCCGAAAAUUCACUCAUUUUUAUUUAAAUGGCCAACACCAGAAGACGUUAUGAAAGCACAUCCUCAAGAUUUACUAUGUUCAGUAGAACAUUUAGGAUUAGAAAUGACAAGAGUAAAAAUUAUAAAAGGAUUUACAGGUUAAUAAGAAUUACAAAAUAAUGUGUACCUGUAUAAUUUUGUAUUUGUCAUUGGUUAUUAUAAUUUUAUUUAUAGCGGAAUUUUUAUCUAAAAAUUGGAAAUACCCUAUUGAGUUGUAUGGAAUUGGCAAGUAUGGUAAUGAUUCGUACAGACUUUUUUGUGUAAACGAAUGGAAAACAGUACAACCUGAUGAUAUAAUGUUAUCUAAGUAUAAAGAUUGGCUAAUAUUGAAUGAGAAACAACUUGGAAUUUAA